AUGGCGUUUGCGCCCAUGGGGCCCGAGGCCUCGUUUUUCGAGGCCCUGGACCGGCACAGGGCGUCCCUGUUGGCCAGCUUGCGGACAGGCGCCGGGGAGAGCCCUGCCGGGGGCACCCGCGUGGCCUCGAGUUCUGAGGUUCUUACAUCUAUAGAAAAUAUUAUCCAAGACAUAAUCAAAAGCUUGGCAAGAAAUGAAGCGCCUGCCUUCACAAUAGACAACAGAUCAAGCUGGGGAAACAUAAAGUUUGAAGAGUCUGUCGGUUUGCAGAUGAUACCACAGUGCAACACAAGAAAAAUUAAAAGUGAUUCACCAAAAUCAGUUAAAAAAUUUGCUUUAAUUCUUAAAGUAUUGUCCAUGAUUUAUAAAUUAGUACAGACCAACGCUUAUGCAACUAAAAGAGACAUAUAUUAUACAGACAGCCAGCUCUUUGGCAGCCAGACUGUUGUGGACAACAUUGUAGAUGACAUUUCCUGUCUGCUGAGAGUACCAAGGAGGAGUCUGCACGUGUUAUCCACAUCCAAAGGGCUAAUUGCUGGCAAUUUAAGAUUCCUGGAGGAAGAUGGCACCAGAGUGAACUGUACCUGUGGCACCACGGCUACUGCUGUGCCAUCUAACAUCCAAGGAAUUCGGAACCUAAUUACAGAUGCGAAGUUUCUGUUAAUUGUAGAAAAAGAUGCAACAUUCCAGCGGCUCCUAGAUGACAACUUUUGCAGCAAAAUGUCACCAUGCAUCAUGGUUACGGGGAAGGGAGUUCCUGAUUUGAACACAAGACUCUUAGUCAAGAAGCUGUGGGACACAUUUCAUAUCCCUGUCCUCACACUGGUGGAUGCUGACCCCCACGGCAUAGAGAUAAUGUGCAUCUAUAAGUACGGGUCGAUGGCCAUGUCUUUUGAAGCACACAGUCUCACAGUUCCGGCUGUGAGAUGGCUUGGUCUCCUCCCUUCUGAUAUUAAAAGGUUAAACAUCCCUAAAGAGAAUCUGCUUCCAUUAACAAAACAUGACCACAUGAAACUGGACAGCAUCCUGAAGAGACCUUACAUCAGCAGCCAGCCGCUCUGGAGGAAAGAGAUGGAAAUGAUGGCAGACUCUAAGAUGAAGGCAGAAAUACAAGCUCUGACCUUCCUGUCGUCGGACUAUCUUUCCCGAGUGUACUUACCCAACAAACUGAAGUUUGGAGGAUGGAUCUGAAAGCCCAG
This is a messenger RNA of Jaculus jaculus (lesser Egyptian jerboa), 1199 nucleotides long. It is a transcript of the gene Spo11, whose product is annotated as SPO11 initiator of meiotic double stranded breaks. Gene Ontology annotation, molecular function: DNA topoisomerase type II (double strand cut, ATP-hydrolyzing) activity; ATP binding; DNA binding. Gene Ontology annotation, cellular component: nuclear chromosome. The record is from RefSeq and is a predicted model, not a curated record. NCBI's taxonomy places the organism in Eukaryota, Metazoa, Chordata, Mammalia, Rodentia, Dipodidae. The transcript has 13 exons. The coding region runs from base 1 to 1191 and encodes 396 amino acids. Gene Ontology annotation, biological process: meiotic DNA double-strand break processing; reciprocal meiotic recombination; meiotic DNA double-strand break formation.